Salvia miltiorrhiza (redroot sage) is the source of this 1032-nucleotide messenger RNA. RefSeq lists its product as uncharacterized. The transcript has a single exon. The record is from RefSeq and is a predicted model, not a curated record. Bases 1 to 1032 code for a protein of 343 amino acids. Lineage: Eukaryota; Viridiplantae; Streptophyta; Magnoliopsida; Lamiales; Lamiaceae.
AUGAGGAGCAAGAACGAGGCCACUCUAUACAUCAAAACUCUACGUACGAACAUCCUGAUUGUCUCUCUUUAUGUUGAUGACUUAAUUGUCACAGGAAAUAACACAAAAUUGAUCGAGGAUUUCAAGAGAGACAUGAUGAGCACAUUUGAGAUGACGGACUUAGGAUUAAUGCACUAUUUUCUCGGAAUGGAGAUAAGUCAAGAGGAAGAAGGCAUCUUCCUAUCACAAAAGAAGUAUAUUGAAGAUAUGCUCAAGAAGUUCAAGAUGCAAGACUGCAAGCCAGUGGUUACACCUCUCAUUCCAAAUGAGAAGUUGAAGAAAGAAGAUGGGUCAAAACCGACGGAUUCUACAAAGUAUCGAAGUUUGAUUGGGAGUCUACUAUAUUUGACGGCAACAAGGCCAGACAUCAAGUAUGCAACAAGCCUUCUAUCCAGAUUCAUGGAAAGUCCGAAGGAGACCCACUAUGGAGCAGCAAAGAGACUUCUCAGAUACCUGCAAGGUACGCUCAACUAUGGUAUUUGGUACAAACCAAAGUCUGACUCACAGAUCAGUGGAUAUAGCGAUAGUGAUUGGGCUGGAUCUCAAGAUGACAUGAAAAGCACCUCAGGCUAUGCUUUCAAGCUUGGCUCAGGAAUUUUUUCUUGGGGAUCAAAGAAGCAAGACUCAGUUGCACUAUCAACAGCAGAAGCUGAGUAUGUUGCAGCAGCCGAAGCAGCAUGCCAAGCUAUAUGGCUUAGAAGAAUACUAGCGGAUAUGGGCGAACCGCAAGACUCAUCGACAGAGAUCUACUGCGAUAACAAGUCAUCUAUAGCAAUGGCUAAGAAUCCAGUUCAGCACAAUCGCACCAAGCACAUCGACAUCAAGUAUCACUUCUUGAGAGAUGUUGAAGCAAAGAAACUUAUCGAGAUGAAGUAUUGUCCAACAGAAGAGCAGUUGGCGGACAUCUUCACAAAAGCACUACCAAGGGACAGAUUCCAGUUUCUACGAAGAAUGCUUGGAGUAACCGAUAAAUGCAUCAAGGAGGAGUAUUGA